Messenger RNA from Temnothorax curvispinosus, 2326 nucleotides. RefSeq names its product putative ammonium transporter sll1017. The record is from RefSeq and is a predicted model, not a curated record. Lineage: Eukaryota; Metazoa; Arthropoda; Insecta; Hymenoptera; Formicidae. Gene Ontology annotation, biological process: ammonium transmembrane transport; ammonium homeostasis. The transcript is spliced from 3 exons. Gene Ontology annotation, molecular function: ammonium channel activity. The coding region runs from base 1 to 2028 and encodes 675 amino acids. Gene Ontology annotation, cellular component: membrane.
AUGUCGUCCGUUGAUAGAGAUUACUUCUACUAUUACGAUUACGCCAUUCAGCCUCGCAACUAUACCUCUACCUCCACCACGCACCUCCACUGGAACUCGCUGACUCGUCUCCUCUUGACGGUCCUGCUACGCAUCGGCUUCGUCCUCGUUCAGAUCGGCAGCGUGCCGGUCAACAAUGUUAAUCUGAUACUCCUUCAAAAUACGGUCGACCUGUGUUGCGUCACCGUCAUGUACUUCCUAACGGGCUUCCUCGUCGCCUACAACGGCGACGUCGCCGGCCUGAUCGGCGCGGGCCACUGGAUCGGUGAUCCAGCUAUCGACAGGAACGAGGCAAUUGUGGGGUGGCAGGCGGUGGCAAUCGCUUCGGCGAUUUGCACCACCGCCGUCGCGGGUAGAAUGCACCCGGCGGGAUAUCUGCUGGUGGGUGCCCUCUUAUCAGGCUUGAUCCAACCGUUGCUCAUUCACUGGACAUCGUUGGGAUGGAUGGCGGAGAACGAAUUAGGUGGAAGGACCGUGACUUUCAAGGACCAAGCCGGCGCGGGGGUGAUUCAUAUCGUCGGAGGACUCUCCGGCCUGAUCGGAUGCGUCGUCCUCGGUAGAAGAAUGUUCAGAUUGAGAGACCUGGACGACGCGAGUAUCACCCCUGGCUCCGCGGGAACUGUUUUCGGAGGUCUACUGUUGAUCUUCGCCGGGCUUCAAGAUUUGUGCACGAGCGUGCACAACCGCGACAAGUACCGAACGUUCGCACGGGACCCGUCGCACGCGUACAUUAACAACUUACUAGCCGCGUCCUCGUGCACAUUGAUAAUCGUGGCCCUGCACUUGGUCCUCGGCCGUGAGACCUUCAAUCAUUGGACGCUAAUGAGAUGCGUUCAGGGGACGAUCGCCGGCGUGGUGACAGUGUCGGCCGCGGCGAAUGAUUACUCGCCGCAAAUAGCUAUCGCAUUAGGCUGCCUGGGAGGGAUCGUGUUCUAUCUCGUCUCCACGUGGAUUUUUCGCAGCGCUCUGGAGGAUUACUGCAACGUCGUAGGCGUACACCUCGUUUGCGCGAUCCUCGGGAGCAUCCUGGCCCCCUUCUGCUCUGUGCGCCUGGACGAGGAUACCGUGACGAUAUUAUUGAGUUUCUCCUGGCAAUUAAUCUGCUUGGCCGCGUUGCUGGCCUUAGUUGGUGCAGCGAUGCUGCUGAUCUUCGGUAUGCUGGAGUGCUGCGGUAUACUCCGUAAUAGAUCGGAAUGCCUGAAUCACGCGCGGGCCAACGCUGCUGUCGACAGAGGCCCGUCAAGGACGUUCCUGCAAAGAAUCUUCUCCUCCGACAGUGGUUGCUUUUACCUGCAACCGGGCUCGACCUCCAACGCGGAACGUCAUCCAAAUGUCGACUCGAGAUUUUGGAGGUAUCGAGAAGGCGUGGAUAAAGUCGAAGAAGGGAGGUCUAUCGACACGAAUAAAUCGGAUGCGAAUGUCAAAAUUGAAGAUAAUGUUACGAAGAUUCAAGUGCCGGGAGCAAGAGUAAAGAAAGCGAGACAAGUGCAUACUUUAUCUGGAAGUACUCCGAUGUUCAUCGAAGAUCAAGGUGGUACCGGUGAAUCGAUUGGCAAGGAUCUUAUGGAAAUUGGAAGGAAAAGAUUUCUUAAAAAGGAAAUAACAUAUGCUCUAGAUCCUAUCGAAGAAAUAGACGAAGAGCUUUCGAAAGAAUUUGAAAUCAAAGAAACCAGCGCUCAAUCUAAUAUCGACGGUUAUAAUGCUGGGGACAAAAAUCCAAUCUUGACAGAACGUUUUAACAUGUCUGGGGAUCGAAGGGACUUGAACGAAUCGAAUUAUCAGCUUCGAAGAACCAUAAAAUUGAUGAAUUUACAUCACGAAUUUGUCAAGGAAGAUUUGAAAGUUGUGUUGGGACCGAAACGCCUGGAUUCUUCGUCCAGCGAAUCGUGCGACGAUGACACUGUCUUUGCAAAGACGCCAGACUUGAAUGAAUCUACGAGAGAUAUUGCAAUAAACAAUGACUCGUUGAUUUACAGUACAAAUGUAUGAUAAGUAACUGUGUCAGUUGCUGCCAUGACGAGAAAUUUGAUUUAAGUACGCAGAAGAUAUCGACAUAGAAUGACGAAACGGCGAAGUUACUAUAGAAACUAUAUUAAUUUCCCUCGUACUGGAAUAGUCAAGGACGCUGUGCAACUUUGAAAGGGAAAAAGUUGGACUAUAUAUUGCUCUAUCGCAUCGCCCUAAAUUAUAGCGAGAUAUUAGUCUAAGUCUAAAUACUUUUAAAAUGUAACUAUUUUAAAAUUGUUUUCGUCCCAGGAUGUUGAUGCGCAUAAAAUAGCAAGACGUA